AAAAAUGUCUGAUGAUGCUGGUGACACCUUAGCCACUGGAGAUAAGGACAAAAUUACUGAGAUGCCCAAUAGUGAUUCUUUACCUGAAGAUGCUGCAGAAAUGCGUUGUAGUUCAGCUACAAUUUCAAAUGUGCCAACGCCAGGUGGUCCCACAGAAGAGGGGCAUGAAACCGCAGCUGUUCAGGGUACAGAAACUGAAGCCGCUGAGUUCCUUGAGCAGCCCAGAGACACCAGGGCCACAGAGCCACCUCUCAACGGAGAAGUGCCUGAGGAUACACUUGCUGAAUGCAUUGAUUCUGUCAGCCUUGAGGCAGAACCAGGAUCUGAAAUACCCCUGAAGGAGCAGAAUGACCCGGCUGUGGAUCCCCGUCCAGGUGGAGGAGGGUGGGCAGGCUGGGGCUCCUGGGGCAAGUCUCUGCUCUCAUCUGCAUCUGCCACAGUAGGUCAUGGAUUGACAGCAGUCAAGGAAAAAGCAGGAGCUACCCUACGGAUUCACAGUGUAAAUUCUGGAUCUCCUGAAGGGACCCAAACUGAUACUGAACACAGAGUCCCUGAAAUAACAGAUGUGACUGCAGAUCAGGGCCCUGCAGAAAGCCCACCCACCUCUCCUUCAUCAGGGUCUCGGGGCAUGCUGUCAGCCAUCACCAAUGUGGUUCAAAACACAGGUAAAAGCGUCUUAACUGGAGGUCUUGACGCCUUGGAAUUUAUCGGCAAGAAAACCAUGAACGUCCUUGCGGAAAGUGACCCGGGCUUUAAGCGGACCAAGACACUCAUGGAGAGAACUGUUUCUUUGUCUCAGAUGUUAAGGGAAGCCAAGGAGAAAGAAAAGCAGAGGCUGGCACAGCAGCUCACGGUGGAGAGGACUGCGCACUAUGGGAUGCUGUUUGACGAAUAUCAAGGUUUGUCACACCUGGAAGCCUUGGAAAUUUUGUCCAAUGAAAGUGAAAGCAAGGUUCAGUCAUUUUUAGCAUCGCUUGAUGGAGAGAAGCUGGAACUCUUAAAAAAUGACCUAAUUUCCAUUAAAGACAUCUUUGCAGCCAAAGAAUUAGAGAAUGAAGAGAAUCAAGAAGAAGAAGGCUUAGAAGAAAGGGGAGAAGAAUUUGCUAGCAUGCUUACAGAGCUGCUCUUUGAAUUGCAUGUCGCGGCCACACCUGACAAACUCAAUAAGGCCAUGAAGAAGGCGCACGACUGGGUGGUGCAAGAUCAAACCAUGGUGUCAGUAGAUGUGGCAAAAGAUUCAGAGGAGGAAACAAAGAAGCAAGAAAAAGAAGAGAAGCCUGAAGCUCUCAAAGAAGACAGAAAGGAAGAAAAGAGAACUAAGACCGUAGAGGAAGUAUAUGCGUUGUCCAUUGAAAGUCUGGCAGAAGUAACAGCCCGCUGUAUUGAGCAGCUUCAUAAAGUAGCAGAAUUAAUUCUUCAUGGACAAGAAGAGGAAAAACCAGCUCAGGACCAAGCAAAAGUUCUGAUAAAAUUAACUACUGCAAUGUGCAAUGAAGUGGCCUCCUUAGCAAAGAAGUUUACAAAUUCCUUAACCACUGUUGGGAGUGACAAGAAGGCCGAGGUCCUUAACCCCAUGAUCAACAGUGUGUUUUUAGAGGGCUGCAACAGCACGACCUACGUGCAGGACGCCUUCCAGCUGCUGCUGCCCGUGCUGCAGGUCUCGCAUAUCCAGGCCAGCUGUUUGGAAGCACAGCCAUAACCGGGCCAGGUCUAGCUGGCUCCGUCCAGCUCACAUGGCAGGACAUGCCACCAGGUUGCUCAGUAUUUAAGCGGAUGUUUUCUGUACGGCUGGCCACAGACACCCAUUUGAGGACACUACAAGCAAUUUUGCACAGUUUUAAGAAUGCAAGUUUAAAGAGGGUUAUCAUUUCUCUUAAUGUGUAUGGGUUGUUUCUACAGAUAAUUGUGCUUUCUUUAAGUUAAUUUAAACCUAUGUGGCUUAUAU
Molecule: messenger RNA, 1945 nt
Organism: Otolemur garnettii (small-eared galago)
Lineage: Eukaryota; Metazoa; Chordata; Mammalia; Primates; Galagidae
Gene: FAM114A1
Product: family with sequence similarity 114 member A1
Exons: 13
Coding region: 5-1699 (564 amino acids)
Source: RefSeq, a predicted model, not a curated record